This is a messenger RNA of Eremomyces bilateralis CBS 781.70, 1521 nucleotides long. RefSeq lists its product as uncharacterized. The record is from RefSeq and is a predicted model, not a curated record. Bases 1 to 1521 code for a protein of 506 amino acids. Lineage: Eukaryota; Fungi; Ascomycota; Dothideomycetes; Eremomycetales; Eremomycetaceae. The transcript has 3 exons.
AUGGGCAUCUUCGAGCAGGUCCACGAGCCAUGCAAGCCGACGCUCACCACCAUCCUCUCCAACCCGCUCCUCCUCCAUCUCAUAUCGCCAUACAUCCCCCUCCCCUCCCUAAUCGCCCUCUCUGCCACCUGUCAUGACCUACACGGCCUCUUCGAUGCCUCCCCUGUCCCCUACCGCCGUCUCGAGCUCUCCCCUCUCCGCCACGCCUAUCCCCCACCCCCCCGUCCUCUCGCCAUCGGCGGCACGGAACAACGCACACAGCAGAUGGAUGAUUCGCUCACCGCGUCGGACUUCUACUCCGCCCCGCUCCGGGGGAUAUUCGCGCAGCUCUCCCGCAGACACAUGCUCAACCACAUCAGCACGAUGGUUUUGGACGGUCUGGCGGUCACGGCGGAGUUGGUCCGGGAGAUCAUCUGCGAGGACCGCUUCAAUGUGCGCGUGCUGAGCAUCCGCGAGGUUAAGCAUCUCAACGAGCUCGCGCUGCGGCAGACGCUCCUCUAUGCCGCACGACCUGGACGCGCAGAUGGCGCGUUGAAGCUUCGCGCGCUGUAUGUCUUCGGGGGCCGUGAUCCAUUGGAGGAAGCGGAAGAUAGCGGCCGAGGCGCCAGGACACGACGUGCGCGGACGCGCAGCCCGCUUCCCGCGACUGGCCGACCGGCGCCGCGGAGUCCACAUCUGGAGGGCCAGGAAAAGGUUAAGGAAAAGCCCAUGAAAUCCUGGUAUCACCCUUCGGGGCGCAUCCUCCCCCGCCGACCCGAUGUCGACUGGGCGACCGUCCUGCAUGCCUGUGAGGGACUCAUCUACUUCGACGCGGUGCUGUGUCGUGGACCCCGCCACAACCCGUGUCAUUCCCUCCUCUCCUCGCCCCCCUCCUAUCUUCCCGCGGCUCCAACCCCCCCCGCAACCCUUACCUACCUCCCUCCCGCCAUCGCCACCAUCGCCCUCGGCCACGGCUGCACUUCCUGCACCUCUUGCCCCGAAUCCCCCGCGAUCUACGGCUCCUCGCCCUCCCCCCAGCUGCCGCUGCUCGCGCCGCCGCCGCUGCACGCGAGCACCGUGCGCGCGGCGCAGUGCCCCCUGGGGAUGCUGGAGCGGUGGAACGCGACAGAGACGGGGUACGAGAGCGCGUGGCCGCCGAGGGUGUAUGCGCGGUGCGAGGCGUGCUUGAAGCAGCGGUGGUGUGAGCGGUGUGGGAAAUGGUGGUGCGAGGAGUGUUACGAUCCGGGACGAGGGGGUGGGGUGCAUGGAGGCGGGGAAGAGGCGGAACAUGUGGGUGUGCAUGAUCAGGGAGGGCAGGUGGAGGAGAAUGAGGUGACGAUGGAUGAGGAGCAUACGCAGCCAAUGGGCUCAAAGAGGGAGUGCUUUGGAUGCGGUCAGACUUGCCACUCCUGCACCAAACAAUUCAUCCGCCCGUGCCGCACCUGCCGGAACGAAUACUGCGUCCUCGAUAAUGACGGGAGCUCGGCGACAGACUGCGAUUGGUGUCGCUACAGCGGCCGGCGGACCCUGGAUCCGUACUGA